AUGUUGAAAUCCAGUUUAAUUAAUAUGAUACUAAAAAUUAAUAAUAAAAAAAAAAUAAUUUCACAAGUUCCAAAUAUAAUUCCUCAACUACCAUUAAAUAUUUUUAAAGGUCAAAAUAUAAACUAUACAACAAAUAAUAAAUGGGAUAAAAAAUUAUCAGUACCAAAUUCAAUAGAAGUAAUUAGAAUUAAUAAUAAUGCAAUAGGUGAAAGUCUUCAUACUAAAUUAAAGUCAUAUAAGGAUACACAAGUUGGUGCGAUUAUUGAGGAGAAAAUUAGAAAUAACUUGGGACGUAUGGUUAAAGUUGGAGAGAAUGAAACUGUUUAUAAUGCAAUCAAAGUUAUGAAUGAUAAAAAAGUUGGUGCAACAAUUGUAGUUGAUAGAAAUAAUCGUAUGUGUGGUAUUUUCUCUGAACGUGAUUAUCUUAGUAAAGUUGAUCUUAGAGGUUUAUCACCAAAGGAAACAUUGGUAAAAGAUGUAUGUACUAAACAAAUCAUAACAGUUUCAAGUGAUAGUGGUGCAACCAAAUGUUUAUCCAUAAUGUCAAAACGUAACAUUCGUCAUUUACCUGUAAUUGAAAAUAAACGUUUACUUGGUAUGCUUUCAAUUGGUGAUAUUGUAAAAUAUAUCAUUUCUUCUCAAAGUAUUGAAAUUAAUGAAUUAAAAUCUGAUAUUGAUAAAGAAUAA
This is a messenger RNA of Dictyostelium discoideum AX4, 687 nucleotides long. RefSeq lists its product as hypothetical. Lineage: Eukaryota; Evosea; Eumycetozoa; Dictyosteliales; Dictyosteliaceae. The coding region runs from base 1 to 687 and encodes 228 amino acids. The transcript has 2 exons. The record is from RefSeq and is a predicted model, not a curated record.